This is a messenger RNA of Lactuca virosa, 1248 nucleotides long. NCBI's taxonomy places the organism in Eukaryota, Viridiplantae, Streptophyta, Magnoliopsida, Asterales, Asteraceae. The record is from the annotation of a GenBank genome assembly.
AUGUAUGAUUCUAAUCCUCAUGUUACAUAUCAUCCCGAAAUCAAGAUAUUAGAGACAGUUAUCAAGAAAAUCGAGCAAGAAAUUAUCGAUAUUAAAGUUUCACACAAGAAUUCUCCGCACGCGUUAAGAUACAGUUCGUUUCUUGCAAACAUUUUGGGUUUAAUCGAGUCUGCAAAGUUUGAGGAAAACGAGGUUGAUGGAUUACCUGAACGUGACGUGAACCAGUCGAACUCAAACUCGGUUCAACCGGUUCACGUCUCGCAGGAUUUCUUUCUAACAGAAGAAAUCCGGAAAUAUGUUCGGAUGAAACCGAAUAGAUUAGGAAAACAAAACUUCAUGGGCGCAAACGGGACAUUCACAAGCAUAGGACAUGCGUGUUUCUCAAUGAAACAAGAGCUCGAAGAGUAUAUGAAUUAUGAUGUUGGUGACAUAUGCAACGAUGAUUGGAAGUUGGCUCAACGGUUAAUGGUGCACGGGUGUGACCCAUUGCCAAGAAGACGGUGCUUCUCACGAGCCCCACGGUUCUACACCGAACCGUACCCAAUCCCCGAGUCCAUUUGGAGACUCCCAGAUGAUAAAAACGUCCGAUGGAGUCAUUACCGAUGCAAAGGUUUUGUCUGUCUUGCUGCCAGCAAAACAGGCAAAGGUUUCUUCAAAUGUGCAGAUUGUUUCAAUCUGACACAUCAUGAAAUGCCGAGAUGGGUCGGACCCCUUUAUCUGGGUCCGACCAACUCAACUCCAGACUUCCUGAUCACAGAAAUUCUAGACCUGAAGCCCGGCGAGAUACGUAUCGGUCUUGACUUUAGCGUUGGAACGGGUACUUUUGCUGCUAGAAUGCGGGACCACAAUGUGACGAUUGUCUCUGCUACGAUAAACCUUGGGGCGCCUUUUAGUGAAAUGAUUGCGCUUCGUGGACUUGUACCAAUCUACAUGACGAUAAAUCAACGGCUCCCGUUUUUUGAUAACACGUUGGAUCUGAUCCACACAACAAGGUUUCUGGACGGGUGGAUCGAUUUCGUGCUAUUAGAUUUUGUACUAUAUGAUUGGGAUAGAGUACUUAGGCCCGGAGGGUUGUUAUGGAUUGAUAGUUUUUUUUGCUUAAAGGAGGAUUUAGAGGAUUAUUUGGAGGGUUUUAAGAUGUUGAGGUACAAAAGGCACAAGUGGGUGGUUGUACCAAAGGUUGAUAAAGAUGAUGAUAGAGAGGUUUUCUUUUCUGCUGUUUUGGAGAAGCCUCCUAGGCCUUUCUAG